CGGAGGCGGCCGAGGCGGGACGCGGCCCGGGGAGCUGGACCACAUGGCCGAGAUCCUGCUCACCGGGGAGCAGCUACGGCUCAGGCUGCAUGAGGAAAAGGUGAUUAAAGAUCGAAGACAUCACCUCAAAACCUACCCGAACUGUUUCGUGGCCAAGGAGCUGAUCGACUGGCUGAUUGACCAUAAGGAAGCUUCAGACCGAGAGACCGCCGUUAAAUUGAUGCAGAAAUUAGCGGACCGUAGCAUCAUUCAUCAUGUGUGUGAUGAGCAUAAGGAAUUCAAGGAUGUCAAACUUUUCUACCGCUUUAGGAAAGACGAUGGAACCUUCCCUCUGGAUAAUGAAGUGAAGGUGUUUAUGAGAGGACAGAGGCUGUAUGAGAAGCUGAUGAGUUCUGAAAACACCCUCUUACAGCCCCGGGAAGAAGAAGGCAUCAAGUACGAGCGAACCUUCAUGGCGUCAGAGUUUCUCGAGUGGCUGGUUCAGGAGGGCGAGGCCACGACAAGGAGUGAAGCGGAACAGCUCGGCCACAGGCUGUUGGAGCACGGCAUCAUUCAGCACGUGUCCAACAAGCACCACUUUGUGGACAGCAAUCUCCUGUACCAAUUCCGAAUGAACUUCCGGAGGAGAAGGAGGCUAAUGGAGCUGCUCAGUGAAAGAUCCCCCUCAUCCCAGGAAACACACGACAGCCCCUUUUGCUUGCGGAAGCAGAACCAGGACAACAGGAAGCUCACCAGCUUCGUCUCAGUGAGCCCCAGCAAGGAGAUCAAGAUCGUGUCGGCUGUGAGGAGGAGCAGCAUGAGCAGCUGUGGCAGCAGCGGCUAUUUCAGCAGUAGCCCCACCCUGAGCAGUAGCCCGCCGGUCCUCUGCAACCCCAAGUCGGUGUUGAAGAGACCUGUCACUUCUGAUGAACUGCUGGCCCCUGGGGCCCCCUAUGCAAGGAAGACUUUCACCAUUGUUGGUGACGCAGUAGGGUGGGGCUUUGUCGUAAGAGGAAGUAAGCCAUGUCACAUUCAGGCUGUGGAUCCCAGUGGCCCUGCAGCAGCGGCUGGAAUGAAGGUCCGUCAGUUUGUGGUUUCUGUCAACGGACUCAACGUCCUCCACUUCGACUACCGGACAGUGAGCAACCUGAUCCUGACCGGCCCUCGAACCAUUGUCAUGGAAGUGAUGGAGGAGUUGGACUACUAAGGAAGGAAGCUUUCCUGUCCUUCCCUCCCUCCCUGCCCACCCGUCUUCACCGGACAGUUUGUGAACAGAACGUGAGCAACCUCGGAGCAACCCAGAUCAGCACCCGAAUGACGUUCCCCAGCUCCAUCGAUCGGUUGACUUUGAACUUCGUAGCCAUCCCCCUCUGACUGGUAUUUUUUUGCAUGGACCGAUGUCUUCUAAUAGGAAAAAUGCCCUCCAGAAAGCUCCCCCAUCCUUCCAGCAGAAAACCCGUUUGGACACCAAGUUUAUCCCUCCACAUGCUGUUUUGCAGAUUUCUUUGCACAUACGAUGUCUGUGUUCUUUCACUGUGAGAUUUUUUUUGACAUAAAGCCUUUGACAGCCUUC
Tachyglossus aculeatus (Australian echidna) is the source of this 1552-nucleotide messenger RNA. It is a transcript of the gene DEPTOR, whose product is annotated as DEP domain containing MTOR interacting protein. The coding region runs from base 44 to 1186 and encodes 380 amino acids. Gene Ontology annotation, molecular function: protein binding. The transcript has 9 exons. NCBI's taxonomy places the organism in Eukaryota, Metazoa, Chordata, Mammalia, Monotremata, Tachyglossidae. The record is from RefSeq and is a predicted model, not a curated record. Gene Ontology annotation, biological process: negative regulation of TOR signaling; intracellular signal transduction.